AUGGAGCCGGACGAGCGGGACUCCGUGGCCGCAUGGUGGCACAUGGUCGUGCGGAACCUGCGAUCUUUCCCACACUCCUGUUCCACACUCGGAAGGAAAAUUGCCACUCUGUGUGACAGCUUUACAAGUAAAUCAUUAAAAGAACACAUUUGCCCUCCUCUGAUGCACAUGCUGAUUUUUGUAAACUUUUUCAAAGCACCAUUUCUUGUGGAUUUAAAGAAACCAGAGUUGAAUCCUCACACGGUGAACUUCUACAUCAAAGUCGAGCCUGGGGUAAUUCUGGGAAUCUGGCACACGGUUCCCAGCUGCCGGGGGGAGGAUGCUAAGGGGAAGGGACGGAGCUGGUAUGAAGCAGCCCUCUGUGAUGGCAACCCAAUUAUUGUUUAUCUUCAUGGCAGUGCACAACACAGGGCAGCUUCUCAUAGACUGGAGCUAGUAAAGGUGCUGAGUAAUGGUGGCUUUCAUGUCUUGUCUGUUGACUACAGAGGGUUUGGGGACUCGACGGGUACACCCACGGAGGAUGGACUGACUGCAGAUGCAGUUUGUGUCUACGAGUGGACCAAGGCGAGAAGUGGUACCACCCCUGUGUGUCUCUGGGGCCACUCUCUGGGGACAGGAGUUGCAACAAAUGCUGCAAAAGUUCUAGAAGAGAAGGGAUUUCCAGCUGAUGCAAUUAUCCUGGAAGCUCCAUUUACCAACAUAUGGGUUGCAAGUAUCAAUUAUCCCUUGUUAAAGAUUUACCGGAAACUUCCAGGAUUUUUAAGGUCAAUUAUGGAUGCCCUGAGGAAAGACAAACUAGUCUUUCCCAAUGAUGAAAAUGUCAAAUUCCUGUCUUCUCCCCUUCUCAUCAUACAUGGUGAGGAUGACAAAACGGUACCUUUGGAAUUUGGAAAAAAGCUCUACGAAAUUGCCCACAAUGCUUAUAGGAACAAAGAGAGGGUGAAGAUGGUGAUCUUUCCUCCUGGCUUCCGACACAACGCCCUUUGUAAAAGCUCUGCACUGUUACAUACCGUGAGAGAUUUCUUGAGCCAGCAGUGGGCGUGA
This is a messenger RNA of Budorcas taxicolor (takin), 1044 nucleotides long. RefSeq names its product abhydrolase domain containing 12B (gene ABHD12B). The record is from RefSeq and is a predicted model, not a curated record. Lineage: Eukaryota; Metazoa; Chordata; Mammalia; Artiodactyla; Bovidae. Gene Ontology annotation, biological process: phosphatidylserine catabolic process; monoacylglycerol catabolic process. Gene Ontology annotation, cellular component: endoplasmic reticulum membrane. Gene Ontology annotation, molecular function: phosphatidylcholine lysophospholipase A1 activity; monoacylglycerol lipase activity.